Sardina pilchardus (European sardine) is the source of this 7445-nucleotide messenger RNA. RefSeq lists its product as uncharacterized. The record is from RefSeq and is a predicted model, not a curated record. NCBI's taxonomy places the organism in Eukaryota, Metazoa, Chordata, Actinopteri, Clupeiformes, Clupeidae. The coding region runs from base 51 to 7022 and encodes 2323 amino acids. The transcript is spliced from 6 exons. Gene Ontology annotation, molecular function: calcium ion binding.
AUUCCUCACUCUUCUGACAAAUCUCAGGCUGUGUGGAAGGUGCAGCAGCCAUGGCUGGACAGACAGAGAGAGCCCUGGUUUUGUGGCUACUGCUGUUUGUGAGUCUCGUGUUCCAGACCAAGGAGUUUGAGUUGUCAGAUGAGGACUGGGAGGACCUACCUGCAAGCCUAGUUUCUCUUCACAGACUGAGGGGACUGCACAACCAGUUUACCCGCGAGACAAAACCUGACGCACAUAUCCCUUUGCUCCGAUCAGCAGUGUUCCAGAGGAGACUGGGACCAGCUAGCCGUCAACUGUCGGAUUCUGAAAGUGUUACACUGGAUGAAAAUACAGAGAGGGACAUAUUUGAAGUCUUGAAAGGCUGUCAGGAUUUACCACAGUGCUUUCUCCAAAAAGAACAGGACUUCAAAGGUUUUCUGGUACAUGUUGAGGAACAGAAGCUUCAAGAUUCACUGCUGUCUGCAUCAGAAUGGUCAUACACCUAUCGAAACAAAGUUCUCCUCCUGAUGGACGAAGAGGCAGAGACACUCCAGAGAGCAGAAGAAGAAUUCCAAGGAGACCCUCUGAACUCCAUGAAGGUUGGACAAUCGUGUCUAUACAAUGUCUCGUGCUUCACAACAGUAAACACGGACACAGUGGUGAGGAUAUUUGGUUGCACCUCAAAGGAUAGUCUUUCAAAGUAUGGUGGUUCAACAUUGGCUGCAAAACUGCUUCAGACGAAACUUAAAUCUGCAUCUCUAUUCUCUAUUGAUGGCAACACAAGUGAUUAUUUUCAGAUUAAUUUCAUGAGAGUAUUCAAAACACAUGGACUUAGUGCUAUUUUGGAAACUAACAAACAGGACUAUAAGAUACUUGAUCAUAAUGACUUAGUUGUCAAGUACACUCCCAAAAUUUCACCACGAGGCAUGGACCCCACAACCCAGUAUGAUACACAGAGUAUCCUGAUCAUGGAAGAUGACCGAGUGGUUCGGCAAGCCGCCACCUUCUUGUAUGAGAAACACCCCACAGUAACCUCUGUGUACAUGCUGGAUCAGAACGGACAUCCUAAAUUAAUCAAAGGAGAUCCCUCGCUUUUGUCGCAGGAUAGCCGACUGGUUCUAGUAGGUCAUGGACGAAAGGGCAGUGAUGGGGAAACGAGGCUGUCUGGGUACCGGCCAGAGAAGGUGGGUGAGAUCAUCUCAAGUAUAGAGAGGUUGGGAGGAGAGAUCAAAACCACCAGUGUUGUGGCCUGUGAGGUUGGCGCUGAUGAAUCUUUCAUCACCAAAUUACUGAACGAGCUCCAUGCCAGGUCUGUUCACACCGAGCUUCAUUUGAGGAGCUCCAUUUUGCAGGUGAGCAAUUCAGGAGAGAAAGUUACGGUGGAGAUCACACCCAGUGGACUGGAGGUCAUGAGGCAUAAAGACGACAGCAAGAAAGUGAUUGCUUGGAGGACUGAGGAUGGAAAGACGACCAUCAAGAUUGAGCCCAACAGCAAAGGAAAGGAGAUUUUUUCAAAUGAGAAAAACUUUCUGGGUGACAUAGAGACACAAAAUAUUCCUCCAGCUGAGCCAAAGAAAUUUGUCAAUCAAAAUAUACGCGAGUCUCACACUGACGUCUUGGAAAGUUUGGCAUGGGCCUUUUUUGGAAAUCGAGAUGUAAGUAACAUAAAUCGGCCUAAAAUAUCAAGUGAUUUUCAAUAUGUCAUCAAAGAAAUGGAUGGUACACCAGAGCAUAUACUACACAAUUCAGUUGUAGAGCAGAAGCUUAAAAACGGCUAUGAAAUCAAAUCCAGUGAAGAUAUUCUUAAUUUGAUCACUCGUUUUGCAUACGAUGGAGACAACAGACAAGACACAUAUAUUAUGUUGCGUGACUGGAUUUUCUUCAUGGAUCCUGAAAAUCUUUAUAUAUAUCCUGUUGGGAAACGGUUAAAUAAUAAUGAAAUUGGUGAUAAUGGCAAAAUAGAGAUGAUCAAAAACAGCAUUGUUGAGCAGAAAGACAAGCACACGUACCGCUCCAUACACUCAGCAAUUCAAGAGAAAAGUGAAAGUGAUUAUGGUAAAUUUGUCAGGGAAACUCUAUACAACCCUUUGGAGAUAAUGAAACUAGCUCACUCAACAGAAGCUUGGUUUUGUACCUGCUUUCUUGCCUCUGUAAUGUCAGAGUCUGCAAGAAAUUUUCGUACAUUUCCACUGAUUACAAUGGCAGUGGACAUGACCAAAAGUGGUCAUCCAGAGACUGUUAAAAUGGGACUAGAAUUUCUGUUAAAAAAACAUCCAAUGGCAAGAGGUGGUACUUGGAUGAACAAACCCCAAAGAGGCUUUUAUGGUUCAAGUGAUGUGCCAACAACAGGACUGAAAAGAAGAAUAUAUAAAUUGAGACGAGAAAGUCUGGUUGAACUAAUUAAAAAUGAAGGCAUAGUCUACAAUGCAUGGUUAGGCGAAAAGGAAUUCACUACAGAUUUGGCCAGACAUUUAAUUCAGUAUGUGCACAGCAAUCAAAUACUGGAACCUAAUUUUCAAAAUGCAAUCCAACAAUACUCAGAUGCCAUCAACAGGCCACAGCGUAACCAGGAAUUCUCAGGGGCCUUGGGAGGAUCAACGGAAGGAGCCAUAACAGGGCGAGAUCUGCAUGUGUAUGCAAAUGUGGAACAGUCGAUGAAGCUCUCCUCCCAUUACUCACGGUCCUCUGCUGUGCUGUCUGAGGAGAUUCAAAAUCAUUUACAAAAGCAGUUCGGAGAGUCGCUGAAAGACUUUGUUUUCAAACACGACAGCAUCCAAGUAAAAGAAGGAGACUGCUACUUUGAGGUAGUAUCAAAGAAAAACCCUCAUGAGAAAUACAGUGCCAAAGUAAAACUACCAGAGGAGGGACAGGUGCACAUGGACGAGAUCAGGAAAAGCAUGGAGAGCAUUUCAGAGAUGGAGAUUCCAGAGCCUGGAAAGACCCACAUGGGCUCGAAGCACUUGGAACGCGCAGGGAUGGCCAUGGGAGUCAUGGGACUGAUGCUGGGUGCCAGAGGAGCCGUAGAAUCUUUUGAGAGAGGUGACAUAGAACAUGGAGUCAUGGGGACUCUGCAGACAGCUCACGGAGCCACCGGCCUGAGCAUGGCAGUGCUUGGGAAAAAACUAGCAGUGACGAAAAACACAAAGGUUAUCAGAACCAUUAAUACAGUAUUGAGAAACCCAGUCUCUAAAGUUGCAUUGCGAGUAUUGCCAGUGGUCGGAAUCGGAUUUGGAAUAUACAGCCUUGUCGAGGACUUCAAAAGAGGAGAUGCACUGGGGUAUAUUGGUGCUGGAUUUGAUUCUGUCAUGCUUGUGUUGGAUGUGGUUGAGUUGGCCGUACCAGCACUAGCGCCAAUAAUAGUUCCUCUAAACCUGGCCAUCAGUGCAAUUCGUAUGUUGUUUGAUGAUGUCUAUUUAAGCAUAGAGUCUGAGCUAAGAAACCUUCCACCAGAUGCUGGAGUGCUGGACAAAAUUGGGGCCUUUUUCCGUGGCCUUGGUAAAGGGAUUUUGCAUUUUGCCCUGGAUGUUAUUAGCUUUUUUUAUACCGUGCCCUAUCGUGAGAUUGAGGAAGGACGGCGGCUUGUGGAACAGAUAUCCGACUACCGGAAAUACUACUCCUUCAGAGAGGUACAGGCCAAUAGGAAAGCUAUUGAUUUCACAGGCGGAGAAAUGUCAAUGAGUGGAGGUGGUAUAACAUUCUGUCUGUCUGAUAAUUGGUAUUCAACAUUUUGCAUGGAUUAUUUUGUCUCCUCUAGAACAACCCUUGGUAAAAAAUGUUGGACAGUUGACACAAGUAACACAAAAGACAUAAUCCUUGGGAUUGGGGAAUCUCAGCAGUUACAGUACAGCACCAUACAGUUGAAAGUAUUACUAUUCAUACCUGCUGGUUCCAUAGAUGUAGUCUCUGGCUAUAAGGUUAUCCCCAACACCAGAUAUGGUUAUUAUGAAGGAAACAAUCAGGACAAUAACUUCUUCGCUGUUCAGACUAAUACAGAUGAACAUAUCAUGGAAAUAAUGUUAAGCUAUUAUUACCGACUUUAUGGAAAGAGUGGUGAUGACACAUUCUUUUUGGGACCACAGAAAAGUUAUGUGGAAGGUCAGGGGGGUAGAGACACCUACGUUAUUCCCAGUCAGGGAGGCAGCACAGUUAUUAACAACUAUGACCCUGUGAAAACAAUGGACAUGCUUGUGUUUAGCGUUAACUUCCGACAGUUAAAUGUGAGGAAAUCUGGGAAUGAUGUGAUUUUAAAUUUCUUGAACACCCAUAAUGUUAGAAUUCUUAACUGGUUUGUUGGAGAGGAGUACCGCCACAUAAACAUGAUGUCAGAGGAUGGUGUUGCUUUUGACAUUUCAAGUGCUGUGGUAUCCUCCGUCAAGCUAGUUGCUCAGAGUAUAAAUAUGAUGUCUAAAACUGAAGGUCAAAGAGUUGAUGCAUCCCAGCAUCCUCUCAACACAGUGAUCAAUGUCUUCGGUUCAGCUCACAAUGACCAACUGACAGGAAAUGCUGAGAAUAACUUCAUUGAUGGUGGAGGAGGCAGUGACACCUUGAGAGGAAAGGAAGGGGAGGAUGUCUACAUGAUUAAAAAACGAGCAAAUUCAGCAGUGUCCAUUGAGAACUAUUCCAGUGACAACAAACAGGACAUGGUGCUCCUUGAGGCAAAGAUUCGUGACAUUACAGUCAGGGUGUUCGGUGACCACGUGACACUGACACCUUUUGCUGAUCGAAGCUCUCCCGUCACCGUCACUCUUCUAAACUGGUUUCGUUCGGAAGCAGAUCGCCACCUGGUGAUUGUCACAGAGGACUUUAUAACCUUCACGGUUUCAACAGACCGGUCCUCUUGCAUGACACUCAACCCUUUCACGAGCAAGUGCAUCUUAAUUGGAGUUUUGGAUUACAGCAAAUCCAAAAAUCCUCUUCAAGUGGAUCUGGAAGGGGACGAGGUCUAUGAACACGUCACAGAGGUGCGGGGAUCAGACUUUAAUGACAUUAUCAGAGGUAACAGCCAGCAAAACAUUAUAGUUACAGGAAAAGGUACUGAUUUUCUUUGUGGUCGAGGAGGGAAUGAUUGGUACGUUGUCACUCCAGGCUAUGGAUUGAAAACUAUUGACAAUUACUCUCCAGAUCUUGCAGCAGACAUGCUGUACAUAAGAGAAGGAUAUGAGUUCAUCAAAUGCAAGUGUGAUGGAGAAAACCUUAAAUUGUUAAUAAAUGGCACAGAGCAAGUCUUCAUCAAGGGGUGGUUUGGUUCAAUUAUGUCUCAACAUCUUCAGAUUCAAUCAUCUGAUGGAGUGACUUUCAACCUGCCAUCCAAUACAUUUAUUUGUGAACUUGCCACUUCACUUACAAGCAAUACACAUUUCCAAAGACAAAUGGACUCACAAAUGUUUAAUAAGAUGAAUGAGAGAAUGACAAAAGAUGGCAUCAAACAAUCAACAUUGCUAGGACCUUGUUCAUAUGAUGCUGAUGAGAGCGAUGGUGUUUUGGAGGUAAUAUGUCGUGCCUCACCAAGUUCUUCAGUGUUUCGUAACGCGUUCGCCGGCCAAGAAAAGUUUCAGGAUCACGGCUGUCCUUAUGCUGAUCAGCCUUUAUUUUCCUCAGGGUCUAUGGGAAGAAGACAUGAGAUUUACCAAAUGGUAUGCAAGUACUCGCUGAACUUGAAGUACCCACAAAUGGUGGACAACAGACAAAAGACAAGUGACUCACACACCAUGUUCAUGAAUCAAAGAGAGUUUGUGUCUGUGUUAGAAUUAUUUGGCUCCUCAGGAUUUGUUGACAUGACUGGCAAUGCAAAAGACAACAAACUGGACUCUUACCUAGGGGGUGGGCUGAUGGCAGGGUUAGAUGGUAUAGACACCUAUGUGGUGAAAUCUGAAUAUGGAACAAACAUUGAGAUAGAUAACUUAUCAAAAGACAUGAAGGAAGACAGAGUUCUCCUUGAAGCUGACUUUUUCAGUGGGUCUCUCACAGUUUUGUCUGAAGGAUAUAAUGUUCUGAUCAGAGCCAAAAACAAAGGUCACGACAUGCAGGUCCGUUUGCAUAAAUAUCAUCUAGGUGAACAGUACCAACACCUGUCCUUUGUGACAUCUGAUGGAGUACACUUUCGACUUGGAUAUCUGGAGGAUGCAAACCCUAAAACUAUGUUUAUCAAAGCCUACAAAGUCAAGAUGGAAAAUGAGUGGACUGAUUGCAGAAUGGAUUUAAAUGCACAUGCAAACCUUUCAGCCAUUCAUACAGUCCAAGGAUGCCCCCAGCAAUCCAAUAGCAUUGAAGGUAAUGAUUUGGACAAUGCUCUCACAGGUGGCGUGAAGGUUGACAUGAUCAAUGGAGGCCCUGGUCACGACACCUUAAUGGGGGGCCGGGGAAAUGACAUCCUUCUGGGGGGCAGCGGUGACGACACCCUUUACGGAGAAGAAGGGGAUGACACCAUGAUGGGAGGGCCAGGCUCUGAUGCUUUCAUCCCUGGACCAGGGGCAGACUUGAUGGAUGGUGGCGAAGGAAGAGACACAGUGUUUUACCAGGGAAACCACAGCACUGGCGAAGGGGUUUACAUCAACCUGCUUACUGGUGAGUGUCGGCAGGCUGACGCAGAAGGAGAUGUGCUGAAAGAUGUCGAGAAUGUGGUUGGCACCAUCUACUCGGACAUACUGGUGGCAGGUUACGAACCCACUCUCCUCAAAGGAUCUGAUGGCAACGAUGUCCUUGUGUCUCAAGCUGGAAAGGACUACUUAAUUGGAGGAGAUGGAAGUGAUGUGUACAUGAUGGUCUUCCCACGAGACACCGUCAUCAUUGACAACUGCGCUGAUGACAAUGCCACCGACGUCCUGUACCUCCGGUCCAUGUCUGCGGACACUGUCCUCUGCUCACAGACUAACACCAGCCUGACUUUGUCAUUCAGGGAUGAAGCCAAAGUCGUGAAUGUCGAACUGAAUGACUGGAUAAUCGGGAGUGGCACAUGUAGGCAUCUGUUGGUUAUCCUGAAGGAGGGGGAAACUACUGUAGAAGUCCUUCAGCACAAAUGCAAAGCAAAUGCAGAGCAAAUGUAAAAUUUUUGUACCUUCUAUCUUUUAUUUUCACAUGCUCAAUGUUUGUGUUAUUCGUUGCUCGUCAAUGGCUCUCCUUGUCACAAAUAACUUUUGCUAUACUGUAUUCCAGUCUCAUUGUAAUAGAGAAUUGUUGAAUUAUGCAGUACAUUGCCAUAUACUGUAUUUUGCUUUAAGUUAGAUAAGACAAAUUAGAAAUAAUGAACUUAUGUCAAAGUUGUGUCUUUAUUCACAUCCUUCUAUACUCAAUACUCUGUACUGGUUGUUAGAAAUGUUAUCAAAUGAUUAAAUCUUCUUGCAUCUAUGGAUGAUUGUAUGUGCUAUUUUCAUUUAAACACUGUACUGUAUAACAAAUCUGAAGGGGCUAGUGAAAUCCCAUUUUGCAUUUGAUGUUGGGUAAGUUUGCAAUGUUCACGAAAGAUGAGC